Molecule: messenger RNA, 976 nt
Organism: Zalophus californianus (California sea lion)
Lineage: Eukaryota; Metazoa; Chordata; Mammalia; Carnivora; Otariidae
Exons: 10
Coding region: 240-941 (233 amino acids)
Source: RefSeq, a predicted model, not a curated record
CCCUGGGUUCCCAGACUUCCCCGGGCUCUGGUGCCCUUCUAGGCUCGGUCCCAGAGCCGGACGGGAGCUGAGGAGGACGCUGCCUGGACUCUGGUCUGGUCAGAGGGUGCUCUGCAAAUCGCCGACACCAUCGAGGUUGGCAGCUUUGGCAAGCAGGCUCGGAGGCUGUCCUCAGUAAAGCACCCAAGCAGACCGCCUCUCGGAAAAAGCCUGAUAACUUCGCUCACACCAAGUUAUAAAUGACCAAAAAGCUUCCCGGUGAAUACAUCGCGGGCGGGUUUCUCAGAGAAGGUGCUCUGGAGAAGGGAGGCACGCGGGGCCCCGCGGAGAGACUGAAAAUGGUGUUUGGACUGGGCGGCCAGAGAGAGAGGCUCUACAAGCCCCUGUACAUAGCACACCUCUUGGUUCUUGCAGGUGUGGUGUACUACUAUUUUCAGGGGUCUGUGGGGAAGCCAGCCCCUGACAGUGAGAUUGCUGAGGGACCCUCACAGCUCGUAGGGGAGACCUUGAGGCCGGUGUGGGGGCCGAUGGAUAAGUGCUACCCUGUGACCACUCAGAGACGCAGAGUCAAGGUCGGGAAGAAGCAAGCCAAGGCCAUGGCCCCCAAGGCAACGGGAAGACGGAGCGCUGCUGCGCCCAAGGAGGAGACUGAGCUCCGGUCUCAGCAGGAGGGGGAGGUGAGGCCCCCAGGGGUGGAAGCUGCAGGCCGGGGCCCCGCUGUGAAGGAGAAGGAGGCGGCUGAGGAGGAAGAAGCGGCAGGGGCCCCAGGCUGGGAGGAGAACACGAAGGUCCAAAAGGAGGUGGCAGUAUACCCUUCUGAGGCCUCUGCGGUGGAGAGCAAGGAGGAAAGGCCUGGAGGCUGGGUCCCCCAGCUCCUGAGGAAGCUCUGGCUGGACUGGGUCCCAGCCGCUGACAUCCCAAAGACUCAGAACCACGAAUGACCAAAUAGCCAAUAAACCCGGAGACUUGCCACUUC